This is a messenger RNA of Blepharisma stoltei, 1266 nucleotides long. NCBI's taxonomy places the organism in Eukaryota, Ciliophora, Heterotrichea, Heterotrichida, Blepharismidae. The record is from the annotation of a GenBank genome assembly.
AUGGAGGAAGAUCUAACCAACAGCAGAAUUGAAAGGGAAAUUGAACAAAUUAGAAUAGCGUUAAAAGAAAUAAACCCCCACAAUUGCUCAGCCUCAAUGGCAGACUCAUUAGCAGACUCUCAACCUCAAGAAGGCAUCGAAAUCGAGAUUAAUAAAAUCCCAUCAAAUUUUAGCUCAAAACUCCCUGAUUUGCAACAAACCAGCGAGCAAUGAGAAUUAAACAUUCUUCUUGAGUCUGAGCGAGAAAAAAAUGCAAAUCUCGAGCAGCGACUCGCACACAAAGAUAAACUAUUAGAAGAUUUAUCUGCACUUCAAAAUGAUCUUUAUUCAACUAUAGAAGACCUUCAAUCUAAAGAAGCCAAACUAUUAAAAGAAGUUGAAAAAUUCAAGUUAAAAUUUGAAGCUGCAGAAAUUGAGUCAUUUAAAUUCAAAGAAACAGUAAAAAUUCGAAAUAAUCAAAUCGCAAAACUCAAUAAAAUAAUUGAGUACAAAAUUGGGGAGCUGAUAGAAGAAAAAUGUGAAAAAUGUGGGCUAAAGGAACAGGAAAUACAAAAAACACUGGAAAAGCUGCAAGAAAAUGAAGAAGUGGUACAAAAUUAUGAAAAAGAAAAUUGGGAAAUUAAGCAAGAUUAUGAAGAGCUGAGAAAGAAUUUUAAUUUUUAUCAAGAAAAAAGUUUUAAAUUGCAGGAGGAGUUGGAUCAUGCAAAUUCUAAGCUUGUUGAGCUCUCAAUUAAAUCACAAACGCAUUCAAAGAAAAGUAGCUUAAAAAUUGAUACAGGGAAUAUUGAAUUCAGAAAUAGUGAUAUAGAAUACUUAGCAAGUCCAAGCUCAGAAAUAAAGGAACUUCAAAGCCAAAUAAGGCUUCUUGAGGAAAAAGUCAGCCGUUCUCUUCAGUCCACCCCAAAAACUGAUGUAAAUGGAGCUUCAGAGCUAUUUAGAAUUUUAGGUGCUUCGAAUGAAAAAUCAGCAAUUAAACGAGUUUUGUAUUUAGAAAGCCAUCAUCAAAAAAAUAAAAAAUACUGCAAAUUCUAUAAAAGAAUUAUUGAACUCAUCCAGAGAUGCUCAGAAACUGCAUUAUCGAAAGAUAUUUCAUGUAAAUCUGCAUGGAAACUAUUAACAAGGCUAUUAGAAGAAUUCAUGACCCUGAAGAAAAGCACUGAUUUAAGUAUUUUGAAUAAACUUUGCGAGAUAUUUAAGUUAAAAUCUCCAGGAGAAUUGAUAGAUUAUGCAAAGAAUAUUCAACUUAGACUAGAAGGAAUUUUAUAA